GGCAGAGAUGUGUCUCUAGUGGUGCAGGGUUGUGCUACAUUUAUCAGGACCAGUAGCAUCCCAAACUCGAACACGUGUAGUCGGUUCACUGUUGUAAGAUAUUGGCGUGAGGAGCUGAAAUGAUGUUCUCUCUUCGAGAAAGACAUGCCGUUAUUGUUGAGGGCUAGUUAGCUGUAUAGCCCUCGCUAGCUGUAUAGAGCUCUACGGCUUAGCAUUUGAACAAGGUUGCUUGCUCUACCUUUACUACUACCAAGUUCUGAAUACAUUACCUGAGCCUCGUGCACAGCCGUACUUUGACCUGCGGAAAUACAUUGUCCAUACACUACUGUCUGGAGGCGAUGUAAAAAAUAAAAAGCCAUUUCUCAGACUGACACAGCUUUAAACUCCAGCGCUGGUUGAAUUCUAUUAGCAAGAAAGCUAGUUCUAAGUGCCCUGGUGGUUAUUGGCACUGAAGCAAUGGGCUGCAGAAAGACAGACAUGUUCAUGCAGAGUUCUGGAAAAUGACAAGGAGGAACUUGCACAGGUGAUGCAGCGUGGGUGGAAGUCAAAAACACCAUGGUGUCCUCUGAAUUUCUCUGGGACCAUCAUAUCCCAUUGCCAAAGCUUGGCCCAUCUCAUUCCAGGAUCCUAGUCGGUCUGGUUGCCUUGAUCUGUUUUAUAAACAGCUACGACGGCGAAUUUGUCUUUGACGAUUCUGAAGCUAUUGUUAACAAUAAGGAUUUACAUCCUUCAACACCUUUAAAUAAUAUUUGGAAAAAUGACUUCUGGGGAAGCAACCUUAGCAGCAACUCAAGCCACAAAUCCUACCGCCCCCUCACGGUUCUUACAUUCAGACUUAACUACCUCGUGGCCGGUGGCCUGCACCCGGUGGGUUUCCACGUGCUGAACAUCGGCCUGCACUGCGUCAUCUCGGCGCUCAUGACGGACGUCUUUGCAAUACUAAUCGGCGGCCUGGCCUACGACGCCAAGGGCCACAGGCUCCAUCAGGCCCCUCAGGCCUCCCUGCUGGCGGCCCUGUUCUUCGCUGCACACCCCGUUCACACAGAAAGCGUGGCUGGCAUUGUGGGCCGGGCGGACCUGCUGUGUGCUUUGUUCUUCCAGCUCUCUUUCCUGGCGUACUGCAGAGGCUUCCGAGGAGGCACUGACAGAAACUUCUCUGUUCUGUGGAUCAUCUUCAGCCUUUUGCUGUGUGCUGCAGCCAUGCUCUGUAAAGAACAAGGCAUCACUGUCCUGGGUGUGAACGCCGCCUUUGAUGUCCUGAUGAUCUGCAGAGUCAACAUCUACGAGCUGACCCACAGGCUCCUGCUCAAGGGGAAAGCCGUGGACGUGGGAGAGCUGCUGAGGACAGGUGUUUUGAUACGUCUGCUGCUGCUGCUGUCGGGGGGCUCGCUGCUCCUGUACGCCCGCUGGAGGAUCAUGGGAACCGGCCCGCCCGCCUUCACCGAGGUGGACAACCCCGCCUCCUUCGCCGAGAACGUCUUCCUCAGAAUGGUCAACUAUAAUUACUACUACUCCCUGAAUGCGUGGCUGCUCCUGUGUCCCUGGUGGCUGUGUUUCGAUUGGUCGAUGGGCUGCGUGCCACUCAUCCAGUCGGCAGCUGAUUGGAGGGUGGUGGCGGUGCUGCUACUGUGGAGCGUGCUGAUUGGUCUGACGGGCCAUGCCCUGUGCUCGCAGGACGGCGUGAAGAGGAGGACGCUGACCUUCGGCCUGGUGCUCCUGAUAAUCCCCUUCCUGCCGGCCAGCAACCUGUUCUUCCGCGUGGGCUUCGUGGUGGCCGAGCGGGUGCUGUACCUGUCCACGGCCGGCUACUGCCUGCUGCUGGCCUACGCCCUGGGCCACGCCUGCUGCCUCUGGAGGAAGCACCGGAAACUCCUGUGUGUGGGUGUGUUGGCGCUGCUGUGUGUGUUUGUGGGGCGCUGUGCCCAGCGGAGUCGGCAGUGGCGUACGGAGCAGAGCCUCUUCACCAGUGCCCUGGCCGUGUGCCCGCUCAACGCCAAGGUCCAUUAUAAUGUAGGCAAGAAUCUGGCAGAUAGAGGAAACCAGAGUGCUGCAAUCAACUAUUACCGUGAAGCUGUGAGGUUGCAUCCUAAGUACGUCCAUGCCAUGAACAACCUGGGCAACAUCCUGAAGGAGCGCAACGAGCUGGUGGAGGCCGAGGAGCUACUAUCUAAUGCUGUGCACAUCCAGCCUGACUUUGCCGCUGCCUGGAUGAACCUUGGCAUCGUACAGAACAGCCUGGGCAAGUUUGGUCCGGCCGAGCAGAGCUACUGGAACGCCAUCAAGCACCGCAGGAGAUACCCCGACUGCUACUACAACCUCGGAAGACUGUAUGCAGACCUGAACAGACAUGUGGAUGCCCUGAACGCCUGGAGGAACGCCACCAUGCUGAAGCCGGAGCACAGCCUGGCCUGGAACAACAUGGUCAUCCUACUGGACAACACUGGUAACCUGGAGCAGGCUGAGGCGAUUGGUAAAGAGGCCUUGAAGAUCUUGCCCCAUGACCCCACCAUCAUGUUUUCGUUAGCCAAUGUUCUCGGAAAGCUCCAGAAAUAUGAGGAAUCAGAGAGUUUUUUCCUACACGCUCUGAGGAUCAACCCCAAUGCUGCCAGUUGCCAUGGCAAUCUUGCCGUUCUCUACCACCGCUGGGCCAAACUGGAGCUGGCCAGGAAGCACUACGAGCAGGCCCUGAUCCUGGAUCCCACCGCCACGGGGACCAGGGAGAACUACAACAUGCUCCUACGCAAACUGGAACAGAAACACAAGACUACCAGCUGAACAGUCCAAGUGUGUGUGUGUGUGUGCGUGUGUGUGUGUGUGCGUGUGUGUGUGUGUGUGUGUGUGUGUGUGUGUGUGUGUGUGUGUGUGUGUGUGUGUGUGUGUGUGUGUGUGUGUGUGUUUGUGUGUGUGUUUGUUUGUGUGUGUCUGUGUGUGUCUGUGUGUGUGUGUUGAUAUUUAUUGCAUGUUGCGGUAGCAUAUAGUGUUCUUUUGCACAUGUGGUGAUUUAAUAUUAUUAAUAAAAAAAACACA
This is a messenger RNA of Engraulis encrasicolus (European anchovy), 3027 nucleotides long. RefSeq names its product transmembrane O-mannosyltransferase targeting cadherins 4 (gene tmtc4). Bases 556 to 2775 code for a protein of 739 amino acids. Lineage: Eukaryota; Metazoa; Chordata; Actinopteri; Clupeiformes; Engraulidae. The record is from RefSeq and is a predicted model, not a curated record. Gene Ontology annotation, molecular function: mannosyltransferase activity; protein binding. Gene Ontology annotation, biological process: protein O-linked glycosylation via mannose; endoplasmic reticulum unfolded protein response. Gene Ontology annotation, cellular component: endoplasmic reticulum. The transcript is spliced from 18 exons.